Carassius auratus (goldfish) is the source of this 5467-nucleotide messenger RNA. It is a transcript of the gene xdh, whose product is annotated as xanthine dehydrogenase. Gene Ontology annotation, molecular function: FAD binding; 2 iron, 2 sulfur cluster binding; iron ion binding. The record is from RefSeq and is a predicted model, not a curated record. The transcript has 36 exons. Bases 151 to 4212 code for a protein of 1353 amino acids. Lineage: Eukaryota; Metazoa; Chordata; Actinopteri; Cypriniformes; Cyprinidae.
UUCUCCAAACAGCAGCAAGCGUGAGCUGAUAAGAAUCUGGUCACUUGACGCUGAGCUCAGAGGUCCAACACACUAACUCACUCGCUGCAACGCUCAUCUCACUAAUUUGAUUUAGGAACAGUAGGAAUAAAAAAUAAAAAAAUAAAAAAAAUGUCAAUCACAAUGGAAGAGAUGAAAAACAAACUUCAGUCUCCAGGGGAUGACCUUGUCUUCUUCGUUAAUGGAAAAAAGAUCACUGAGAAAAAUGCAGAGCCUGAGAAAACACUCUUGACAUAUCUAAGGAGAAACUUGGGUCUGACGGGAACCAAACUGGGCUGUGCUGAAGGAGGUUGUGGAGCCUGCACUGUAAUGGUGUCCAAAUAUCAUCCACAUCAAAACCGGAUUAUUCACUAUGCGGUCAAUGCCUGUCUAGCUCCGCUAUGCUCUUUGCAUCACUGUGCAGUAACAACCGUGGAGGGCAUCGGCAGCGUGGCGAGCAAACUCCAUCCUGUACAGGAGCGAAUUGCAAAGGCUCAUGGGUCACAGUGUGGGUUCUGCACUCCAGGAAUUGUGAUGUCUAUGUAUGCUCUUUUGAGAAACAACCCUCAACCCAGCAUGCAUGAUAUUCAGGAGGCUUUUCAAGGUAAUUUAUGUCGCUGUACUGGGUACAGACCUAUUCUAGAAGGCUACAGAACAUUUACAAAGGAUGGGGGAUGCUGUGGUGCAAAAGGACAAAGUAAUGGCUGCUGCAUGACUAAUGGACACACACAAGAGCAUGUCAAUGACAAUUCAACACUUCCAGCUCAGAAACUGUAUGACCAAUCAGACUUUAUGCCACUGGACCCGACACAAGAGAUUAUAUUCCCGCCUGAGCUCAUGAGUUUAAGUAAACAGCCCCAGAGAGAAUUGAGGUUUGUUGGGGAACGAGUGCUUUGGAUUCAACCCUGCUCCCUUGAAGAACUCUUGGAACUGAAAGCGACUUAUCCAAACGCUAAACUAGUGGUUGGGAACACAGAAGUUGGUGUUGAGAUGAAGUUCAAAAACCUUCUUUACCCUGUGAUUCUGGCCCCAGCUUUCAUCCCAGAACUGAACAUCAUCCAAAACACACGGGAUGGGAUUCAGGUUGGUGCAUCAGUGACGUUGACUGUGCUGGGGGACGUGUUGCGCGCAGCGGUGAAGAAGCUGCCUGCUCAUCAGACGGAGGUCUUUAAGGCUGUUCUUGAGCAGCUGCGUUGGUUUGCAGGACAGCAGAUCCGUAAUGUUGCGGCUGUUGGUGGCAAUAUUAUGACAGCGAGUCCCAUUUCAGACCUCAACCCUGUGUUUAUGGCAGCCAGCUGCAAGCUAACGGUGAUGUCAAAAGGAGAGAAACGUGUUCUUGAAAUGGAUGGCAAGUUCUUCCCUGGUUAUAGAAAGACCAUUCUGAAGCCAGAAGAGAUUCUGUUGUCCAUUGAGAUUCCAUACACAAGAAAGGGCCAGUACUUCUCAGCUUUCAAACAGUCUCCUCGCAAAGAGGAUGACAUUGCCAUUGUCACAUGUGGGAUGAAUGUAUUCUUCAAGGAGCACUCCAAUAUUGUGCAGAGUAUCCGGAUAAGCUAUGGAGGAAUGGCCCAUGUAACUGUCCUGGCCACGGACACAUGCAACAGGUUACUCAACAGGCAAUGGAAUAAGGAGCUCCUAGAGGAAGCCUGCACGUCAUUGGCUGAGGAGAUGAGCCUGUCUCCUUCAGCUCCUGGUGGGAUGGUGACAUACAGACGCACACUGACUAUCAGCCUCUUCUACAAGUUCUUCCUCAGUGUCCAACACAAGCUGUCUCUGGACCUGCUGAAGGAGGGUGUGACUGUGGAAGACAUCCGACCCGAAUAUGCUACUGCUACUGAGCUCUUCCAGUUGGACUCACCGUCCAGUGUACAGCUCUACCAGGCAGUUCCCCCUGGUCAUAAUAGUGAUGAUGUGGUGGGGCAACCAAUCAUGCAUCUCUCUGCGCUGAAGCAGGCCACAGGAGAAGCGAUCUACUGUGACGACAUCCCCUGUUAUGAAAAUGAGCUCCAUUUGGCUUUGGUCACCAGUACUAAAGCUCAUGCACUCAUAAAAUCCAUUGAUACCUCCGAUGCAAUGGCAGUUCCUGGAGUGGUUGCAUUUAUCUCUGCUAAAGACAUACCAGGAAGUAACAUGACAGGACCUGUUGUUUAUGACGAGACCGUUUUUGCAGAUGAUAAGGUCACAUGUGUUGGACAUAUAGUGGGGGCCUUUGUGGCAGACACACAGGCCCAUGCUCAGAGAGCAGCCAAAGCUGUGAAGAUCAGCUAUGAGGAGCUGCAGCCUGUUAUUGUCACCAUUCAGGAUGCUAUUGCCAACAAGUCCUUCUUUCAGCCGGUGAGAAGUAUAGAGAGAGGAGAUGUUGCUAGAGGUUUCAAAGACUCUGAUCACAUCCUGCACGGGGAGAUGCACAUUGGAGGGCAGGAACAGUUUUAUCUGGAGACUAACUGCACACUUGCUGUCCCUCGUGGAGAGGAUGGAGAAAUGGAGCUGUUUGUGUCCACACAGUCGGCCUCCAAGACUCAAGCCCUAGUGGCUAAAGCUCUGGGAGUGCCUGCCAACCGCGUGGUGUGCCGUGUAAAGAGGAUGGGAGGAGGAUUUGGAGGGAAAGAGAGUCGGAGCACCAUUCUGUCCACUGUGGUUGCUGUUGCCGCACAUACGGUCAAGCGGCCAGUUCGCUGCAUGCUAGAUCGCGAUGAGGACAUGCUGGUCACAGGUGGACGGCAUCCAUUCUUUGGACAUUACAAGGUUGGGUUCAUGAACAAUGGAAGAGUGAUGGCAGUUGAAGUGACCCUCUACAGCAACGCAGGCAAUUCACUGGACCUGUCAUUGUCAAUCCUGGAGAGGGCACUGUUCCACAUGGAUAACUCCUACAACAUUCCUAACAUCCGUGGCACUGGCUACGUGUGUAAAACCAACUUGCCGUCUAACUCAGCGUUCAGAGGCUUUGGUGGGCCGCAGGGCAUGAUGGUCACAGAGAGCUGGAUGAGUGAUGUGGCUUUGAGCUGUGGUCUGCCUGCAGAAGAGGUGAGGAGGAUGAACAUGUACAAGGAGGGGGAUUUCACACCCUUCAGUCAACGUCUGGACCAUUUCACCAUCGAUCGCUGUUGGGAGGAGUGCAUGCAGCUCUCAGACUUCCACAAGCGCAAGGAUGCAGUGGAACAAUACAACAGGCAGCAUCGUUGGACCAAAAGAGGAUUAUCCAUCAUUCCCACCAAGUUUGGAAUCAGCUUCACUGCAGUCUUCCUCAACCAGGCAGGAGCAUUGGUGCUUGUGUACUCAGAUGGUUCGGUUUUACUAACUCAUGGUGGAACAGAGAUGGGACAAGGCCUGCACACUAAAAUGGUCCAGGUGGCCAGUAAAACUCUUGGAAUCCCCUGCUCAAAGAUUCACAUCACAGAGACCAGCACUAACACAGUUCCCAACACCAGCCCUACAGCCGCCUCCGCCUCCUCCGAUCUUAAUGGCAUGGCCAUCUAUAAUGCUUGCCAGACAUUACUACAGAGACUUCAACCUUACAAAGACAGAAACCCCGAAGGCUGCUGGGAGGAUUGGGUGAAAGCAGCAUAUUUCGACAGAGUUAAUUUGUCUGCCAAUGGAUUUUACAAGACUCCAGAUCUUGGCUAUGAUUUUGAAACAAAUUCGGGAAGGCCGUUUAACUACUUCAGUUAUGGCGUGGCCGUCUCAGAGGUGGAGAUAGACUGUCUAACUGGCAGUCAUAAGAAUCUUCAUACGUCCAUAGUCAUGGAUGUGGGCAUGAGUUUAAAUCCAGCGUUGGACAUUGGACAGGUGGAGGGUGGGUUCAUGCAAGGUUUAGGUCUGUUCACGCUGGAGGAACUACGCUACUCUCCUGAUGGUUACCUGUAUACUCGUGGACCUGGGAUGUAUAAGAUUCCCGCUUUUGGGGAUAUUCCCACUGAAUUAAAGGUCUCGCUGCUCAGAGAUGCUCCUAAUGAGAAGGCCAUCUUCUCCUCAAAGGCUGUGGGUGAGCCUCCUCUCUUUCUGGCAGCCUCAGUGUUUUAUGCAAUUAAAGACGCCAUCACAGCUGCCAGGGCUGAGUCCAAUCUGACUGGACCUUUCAGACUGGACAGCCCCGCCUCGCCUGAACGGAUACGAAAUGCCUGUGAAGACAAGUUUACUAAACUGUGUCCUCCUGCGGAUCCUGGCACCUUUAUUCCAUGGGCAGUCCAGGUGUAAGACACAGCAAAUCAAAAUGGACUGUUUACUUUCUUAACGCACAUUCUUCAUCUCGUGUAUGAUUUAUCUGUGCAUGUAUUCCAAAGGAAAAAAAAAUUAUGUUGUUGUAAUCUUUAAGCAAAAUUCUGCUGGUCAGCACAGGUUGUUGGAUAAUGUUAGCUAAAAGCCCCCAAAAAGUGACAUAUUUGACUCACAAGCUACUUAAUUCCUGAUGGGUAAAAUCAAGUCCUGCCCCACAUUUGUUUUUUACAUUCUGUUUCAAUCUGAAAUACGUUUAUGAAAGUAAAAUGGGUUGCAAAUGAAAAUUCACAUUGACUUUAAAAGUCCUCAGAGAUUAAAAUGCACAACAGCAAAGGCACUAAGAGAAGAACAUUAAUUACCAAAGAAAAAGAAAUUCUGAGAAUUUUGUUGUGAACAGAUUAUACUGUGAAAACAAGAGCACUUGUGCUUUUUUGACCUCUGUGUACUCUUAGUGAAAGUUACAUUAUAUAUGUGACCCAGUACCACAAAACCAGUCCAAAGGGUAAUUUUUCUACAUUGAAAUGUAUACAUCUUCCGAAGGCUGAAUAAAUAAGCUUUCCAUUGAUGUAUGGUUUGUUAGAUUAUGACAAUAUUUGGCCGAGAUACAACUAUUUGAAAAUCUGGAAUCUGAAGGUGCAAAAAAUCUAAAUAUUGAAAAAAAUGCCUUUAAAGUUGUCCAAAUGAAGUCAUUAGCAAUGCAUGUUACUAAUCAAAAAUUAAGUUUUCAUAUAUUUAUGGUAGGAAAUUUACAAAAUAUAUUCAUGAAACAUGAUCUUAAUAUCCUAAUCAUUUUGGCAUAAAAAUAAAAUCAAUAAUUUUCUCCCAUACAAUGUAUUUUUGGCUAUCGCUUCAAAUAUAUUGUGGUGGACUGGUUUUGUGGUCCAGGGUCACGUAUAACAGCUAAAUGAUUUGUGCACAAAGUAAUUUUAGUAUCUCAUUGUAGAAAUUAUUAAUUUAUUUUGUAACUGAAGUUGUCUAAUAAUAGGGAUAAUAAUACUGAGAUAAAGUGAGUAGUAUUUCUCAGGUCAUGUGAACUCAAUAUGAUAUAAAAGUCACUAUAAAUAUACAGUGCCUCUUUAAAUAGUAUUAUUUACUACUAUCAUAUAUGUGACUUUUACUUAUGGUAAUUGUAUAAAAUCAUAGUUUAUUCAAAUCUAAAUAUUGCAUUAUUUAUGAAUCAAGUUAGACAGUGGUUGUCAUAUUAAUGUCUCAUGAUUAAAUUACUACUGUGCAU